Microthlaspi erraticum is the source of this 993-nucleotide messenger RNA. The record is from the annotation of a GenBank genome assembly. NCBI's taxonomy places the organism in Eukaryota, Viridiplantae, Streptophyta, Magnoliopsida, Brassicales, Brassicaceae.
AUGAAGAAGCCUACCUUUCCAAGGAGGUUAUACACAAGAGGGGCUGAACCGGAAGCCCAAAAGAGCAUCUCCUACGGCAGCAACGACAAAAAGCUAUUUGCUGCCGUGAAAAAACUACUGAGUGAUGCCGAGUGGGAAACACUAUGCGACUCGCGAGUUGGUGUCUUCUGCAAGUUUCACGACCUCGACUUCGAGUGGUCUUCGAAGUUGGUCCACACGAUGCUCUCAUAUCAGUUAGAGUGCAAGAAGAAGUAUGAGAUCUGGGUUGCGGUUGCGGAUAGCCCAAUUAGAUUUUCCCUCCAUGAGUUUGAGCAUCUCACCGGCCUCAACUGCGACUAUGUGGAAGAUAUUGAUGACCCCAAGUGCAAGGUUACUCUAGAGAUGAGAGCAUUCUGGGAGAAGCUCGGAGUAGAUGUUGAGCUUGGUCCGAGUCAAGUGGAGAUCAUUCGUGCAUGCGAAUGGGCAACAGACUGGCCGAGUGAGGACAAACUUAGGCUUGGUUACUUGGCCAUCUACACUGGCUUCAUUGCUGCUCGGAAAAACACCUCGCACACUCCUGUCAACCUGGCCAGAUUAGUGAUGGAUGAAGAGGAGUUUGAGAAUUAUCCGUGGGGGCGUGUAGCUUUCAAGAACCUGAUCGAAGCCGUCAAAGAAGCAGAGCUAUGGAAGUCCGGGUAUGUCCUGGAUGGGUUUGUUGAGGCUCUACAAGUAUGGGCAUAUCGUUUCAUGCCUGAAUUCGGAGCGGGUUGUGGUGCGCCCAUACGAAACGCUCCUGACAUUCCGCUCUUGUCCUACAAAGGAGUCCAGGGUCUAAGGAACAUUGAACUCACGAUACUGAAGCAGUGGGAUGAGGAUAAGGAAGACCCGCGUGUAGAUGAACUCAUCAACGCGCUGUAUGGAGACCUGGGCCGGUGGAGGUGGAAGCCGGCGGACUGGAAUCCUCAAGGUGUUCUGGUGAAGAAUCCUAUACCCCCGGAGUCUGCGAAGAGCUAA